Messenger RNA from Harpia harpyja (harpy eagle), 6245 nucleotides. RefSeq names its product neurexophilin and PC-esterase domain family member 3 (gene NXPE3). NCBI's taxonomy places the organism in Eukaryota, Metazoa, Chordata, Aves, Accipitriformes, Accipitridae. The record is from RefSeq and is a predicted model, not a curated record. The transcript has 7 exons. The coding region runs from base 423 to 2108 and encodes 561 amino acids.
CCCCCCCCGAAAAAAACCCCAACCAAUCUCGUAUUUGAGCAUAAGAGAGCUUGAAGACUGUUCAUAAAAAUGUCACUGAGCUGGUUUUUGUUUUUAACCUUGGGCAAAAUGGGACGUGUAAUAACACGGAACAAAGCGGAGAGGAGUAAUACUUAACAAUAAAUAGCAGUAAAUUCAAAGGUAUAGGACUGAAGUUAAAAAAAUUUUAAAAAUAAUCCCUGGAUUAUUGUAGAAACAAUUGAUUUUACAGGUUAUUUUUGGCCUUUUGUGUGAGUGGCUUCAGAGAAUGCUCCAAGAAUAGGGAAUGAAGUGGAAGUCAACUGAAUUCUCUUGUGCACUACCAAGACGAAAUGACAUUCAUGUUUGUGGUGAAUGGAAGUCAUGGCAGCGUCUAACAUGGGAGGGAAAGACAUGAAUGGACAAUGUGGCGUGACUCGUUCAGAUUGCAGAUCUUCUGCCUGCUUAUGGCAGUACUGGCUAUUGUGGUGCUGGUCCAUAAUUUUUUUCAGUUAGAGCACCUGGAUGAUGACACAGUUUCAGGAUCAAAUUGGAUAACAGAAAACAAUGUCCAGCAUUCUCUGUCACAGACAACCAAAACUACCAGGAAGCCUUACUGUGGUUAUAAGCAGCAGACUUUGUCCAAAAGAGAGCAAGCAGAACAGGAAUCGUUGCUUGCUGCAAUACAGUGGCCAAAACCCCCUGAUGGCAAAAUUGCCUUUGCACAAAGCACUGAUCCCGCACGUAGUGACUUUGUGAUUGUGAAACCCAUCGGGUUCUUCAAGGUGGGUGAUCAGUUAGAGGUACUUGUCCGUAUGAAUGAUUUCCAAGGAAAACCCAAGCAGUAUGGCGGAGACUAUCUACAAGCACGCAUUCACUCUCCUCUGCUGAAAGCUGGAGCAACGGGAAGGAUUGUAGAUUGCCGUAAUGGCCUUUACAAAGUCUUCUUUACCUUGCUUUGGCCAGGAGAGGUCAAAGUUUCUGUGUCACUUGUCCAUCCGAGUGAAGCAAUCCAAGUCCUGCUGCGUUUACGAGAAGAAAGGCCAGACAGGGUCUAUUUCAAAAGCUCAUUCAAGUCUGGGAGGUAUUCAGAAACAACUGAGUGCAAUGUUUGCUUGCCUGGAGAUCUGCCGGUCUGUAACUUCACAGAUCUCUACACAGGUGAGCCAUGGUUCUGUUAUAAGCCUCGAAAACUGUCCUGUGCCAGCCGAAUCAGCCAUGCCAAGGGUGGAUAUCAAAAAGGUCUUCUGACACAAGAGGAAAGCCUCUUUUUCCAAAGUGAUGUGAAUAUCAAAAGGCCGAUACUCUCCAGUGGACCUGAUUCAGUAAUUGUAAAGCCCAAGGCAUUUACAGAUUCAAGCAGUAUGGACAGAGCUGAAGAUCCCACGGUUUCCCCCUCUGGUUAUUACUAUGAAGACCAGUGGAGGCCCAGAACGCACUGGAUCCAUCAUUUUAACAAGUCAGAUGAUAUAACCAAGUGCUUACAGGGGAAAGUAGUCCACUUGUUUGGAGACUCUACAAUAAGGCAGUGGUUUGAAUAUCUGACAGCGGUUGUUCCAGAUCUAGUGGAAUUUAACCUGGGGAGUCCCAAAAACGUGGGCCCUUUCAUGUCUGUGGACCUGAAGCACAAUAUCCUACUGAAGUUCCGCUGUCAUGGGCCACCCAUUCGCUUUUCAACAGUCUUCAGCAGUGAACUGCGCUACAUUGCCAAUGAACUGAACGGCAUAGUGGGUGGUAGAAACACAGUGAUAGCCAUAACUAUAUGGUCCCACUUCAGCACUUUCCCUGUGGAAGUGUAUAUCCGGCGGCUGAGGAACAUUCGAAGAUCAAUUAUUCAACUGCUGGAUCGCAGCCCCAAGACUUUAAUCAUCAUCAGAACCGCUAACGUUCAGGAGCUUGGGCCAGAAGUGAGCCUCUUUAACAGUGACUGGUAUUCCUUUCAGCUUGAUUCUGUCAUGAGGAAAAUGUUCUCAGGAAUUGCUGUGCACUUUGUGGAUGCUUGGGAGAUGUCUCUGGCUCAUUACUUGCCACAUAACUUGCACCCAAAAGAAGUCAUUGUUAAGAAUCAAAUAGAUGCAUUUUUAUCUUAUGUGUGCCCUCUGCAAACUUAGCACAAGUGGGUAUCCCUAUGUCAUCUUUUGCUAUAGCCGAAGUAAAGUUGCUCUUUGUUGGAGCUAUCAAGUUAAGCUGGAUGGUAUGGAAGAACUCUGGUUAUUGUACUUGCAUGCAGUAUAAGUGGGGCGGCCUUAACUCUGGGUAGCUGUGAAGGCUGGUAAAGAAGAAUUGACUGUUCAGGCCAUAUCUUCCUGCAAGGUUGAUUCCUUUCAACCUUAUCAUUCAUAUCUGAGAUUAUUAGAGAGCACCUUAAAUUAAAUUGACAAGAUUCAAUAAGAAAUUAUGUGGGUUAUUAGCUUUACUAGUUGUCUGCACUGUAUGCUUAAUUUAAUCCAUAUGACACUGAUUCUGCUGCCAGGGUCUUCCUGCUCAGAACUGUGUGUGAAACCUGGGAAAGGUUUUGGGAGCAGUCUUUCUCUCAACAUUCUAGAGUUUGAGGGACAUCCCUUCCAGUUGUAUGUCAGAGCAGCAGUGUCUGUUCUUGUUUCUAAGUCCUAAUUAGAAAUAUGAAGGAAGUGUACCAAGAUCACUAAUAUCGAUCAAGGAAGCACAAUCAAAAUAUCUAUAGUAUUAGGUCAUCAAGAAUUUGCUGAAAUUUAAUAGAGCACACUAGUUAGGCACCCUUGGUGUUUACAGAUGGCUGCUAAGUAAUGCAAAUAGCCAGUAUUUUAGUUUGGUUUCCUGUACUACUGAAUCUCUUCUGAGCUUUGAUACAAUGUCUACUUCUUCAUUUAUUUGUAAUGGAGAAAUGUGUAUAUUAUGACCUCAGUGAAGGCACUGUCUCAGGCAGUUUCUGCAAGUUCAAGUUGCAGUCUUGCCUACUUGAAGCUUGAAGUGUUUACUAAUGAAAGUGUUUCCCUUCCCUAUAAGAUAAAUCUAUUCCCUUAUGCUCCUGCAAAGCUGGGCUUCUGGUAAUUACUCUUGUAACAUCAUUCCUACAUUGUGUCUGUAUGGAGAAGCCAAGUGACCUGAGUGCACUUGACGAUGUUUGGCAAUGGGUAACAGUAACUGGAACACACUAGUGUCAAGGCCAUGCAGUGAGGCCCCUUCUGUGUUUGGCAGUUUUAUCAUUUAUUCAUGAGCUUCACUGCUGCCAAUAUAAAAGGUCAAAAAAAUUGCACCCAAAAGCCAAACACACACAGGGUUGCCCUUCAUACAGAUGCUUGGUAAAUAUUUGCAGUUUUGCCGGUGUGCAAGCUGGUGGCUCUUGGGCCUCUUGGCGUGGUAUUUGCUGCUGCUAAUUUGAUUGAGCCUGUCUAUAGUUUUAACUAGUAGCGCUUUGAAAACAAAGUUUUGAUUAAAUUCAGCCCCCAAAUUAAACAGCAGAGAAGUGUUCCGUGUUGUCUUAUUUCUGGUCCCACUCAGGCCAAAGGUAGUCUUUACCAGUGGCUUUACUGAGAAAUGCGUCAAAACAGUAGUAAAGUGCUUCUGAAGAAGCUCAUCAUGCUUAAGGACAAUAUCAAAGUUGAGUCUUUGUGAGCAAACUGAGAAGAUUAAUAAGGAAAAUUGGUAGGUUGCAUGGAGCAGAAUAAUUGAAAUGUCUUCAUAUUAGAAAUGUUUUACUCUUUGCAAGGUUUGCUGUUGUGUUAGGAGGAUUGUGCUCUUAUUGCUGGAGCCCCAAGAGGGCUAAUGCUACCAGCUACAGGCACAGUGUUUUUUGUUUUGUUCAUUUUAAAGGACAACUGAGAACUGUUUUAAAAACAAAUGUAAAUGCUUUUAGCAUGUAAGAGUCAUCAGUAGUAUCCACCUAUAAACUUACCAAUUUUAAAAUGUUGUAAAAUGGCUGUAGGAGUCACGUACACUGAAAUAGCAUCUAUUCUUACUUUUUCAAAUCAGAAUUAAGGAGGUCCAAUUUGCCAGUUCCUACUGACAACUGCCUCACAUAGUAUCUGUCCAUACAUUAGCUUUAGGUAACUAUUUCAUACUUUAAUAUGUUAAUGGAAAUUUAUCCUCUGCUGAAAAGAGACCACACCAAUACAGGUCUGGGGAGGUAAACCAGCACAAUGCAAAAUGACCUUUCAUCUUUUCCAGGUGUGUUUUUUAAAAUAGGUACAGUAUAAGGCUUUCAUCCUGAAUAACAAUUCUAUCCAAAUAAUGUUAAUGAAAAUAAGACUUCAGACAUUUACUUUGAAGGAAACUACUUAAUUUGUGGACUAACCAUUUGGUUUUCGUCAUAAAGCCGUAUCAUGUGUGAAAGUGUUGUGGCAGCGUGUUUCUUCUCUGAAUGUUGUAGUGCUCACCACUCUCUUCAACAGCAACUUUGUAUUGCUGUCAGCUGCCAAGAACAGAUAGAGAAGAACAUAUUUUUUUGGAUGUUUUGACAAUUGAGGAAAAGAGAACAGGACUGCUACUAGCAAAGAUGUCUAAUCACCUUCUGGUAGAAUGUUUAGAUUAAUUUUUUAAUAACAGAUUAACUAACUUUUAGGUAACGAACUUGAGGGGAAAUUGCCAGUUGAUUUGGAAUGAGGACCAAUACUUCAUUUCUUUGAGCUCUGGAAUAGUCAGGGAGGAGAAAGGGAGAAACUGAGGGAUUUACUCAUGUUUUAAGAUGAAGACUGGGAACGCUAUGCUUUUAUAUGUCAUUCAGUUGAACUAUAAAUGAUUUUUCAUUUCUAUUCUUGUCUUGUUACCAGUUGCACCAGUUGUGUAUGUACUGUAUAUGGAAACAUAGAAGCAAUAAAAUAUUUUUAAAUCGGUUUCUUUAAACCUCUAAACUUCUAAAUGGAUUUUAAUAGGGACUUAGGUUAAGAGGUUGGUUAUGUUUCAAGUUACUUAAUAUGAAAUGGGACUGGAAAGGAAUUUCUCAGUUGUCAGUUAAGUAUUUUCCUUUACACAUAAAAAAUUAUUUAAUGAGAAAGCCCUGUCUUCCUUUUCUUUCCAUUUUCUUCACUUGAAGGGAAGAAAUUGUAUUAUUUUUGAUAUUUUCAUUCUUGUCCUGAGCCUUUUGAUUAUUAACCUUUCAACAUAGAGAUAUUUUUUUCCGCUUUAAUGUCUUUAUUCAAAAUCCAGCUCACUCAAAUCCCAGUGAAGACGACUGUAUUUUUAUGGUGUUUAUCAGAAGAUUUCAGAGCAAUUUAUUUAUAAAAUAAGUAACCCCCAUUUUAUAGAUUAGACCAAUACACGGUGAUUUUCUGCACUUGAUAUUUUCAGAAUCUUGUUUCUCAUAUAUAUCAUGUUAGGCUGAUUUCUUCGUUCUAGAAAUUUAGCAAAAACUUUAGUUGAAUUGUUGAUGAAAAGUGAGAAUAAAAAGCAGAAGUUUCCCUUUUUUCAAGUUUUCAAUAGCUUCUAGUUUCAUCUGCUUUACAGCAUUAUUGCAGCUCUGCUUUCUGAGAUUCAAAUUAGCAUUUUUCAUUGUUUUACUUGUUAGAGGUAAGCAUUUAAAAAUGGGAACUUUGCUUACUAGAAGGGUCUGUACUACUUUUUAUAUACUUCAGGUGAUGAUUCCAUGUAUAUAUGACAAAAACAAAGAUUUGAAGUUGUCUCCUGGGAAGGGUGAGGGUAUUGGGGUUUUGCUUUGGUUUUGCUGCAGAAGUGUGGGUUAAAACAUUGUUCCACUCAUGACAGUUUAAGUAAUAGCAAAAAACUUCAAUCACAAAUAUGUAUUUAAUUUAUAAAGCACUUGCUCAUGAAGUCCAGAUCACUUCAUUCUCAGUUUCUACUCAUACGUAUUUAGACUGUUUGGAAGGCUCUUGUUAUCUGUUGGUAGCAGUAAAGGGCUCUGCAUCUGUGUGUUAGAGAAAGAACUUGUUUUCAAAAGGUUUUUUUCUAUUAUAUGUAUAUUACUGAAAUGCUUACAAUACAAAGGAGGCUCUAAUGUCUUUUACUUCCUGAUGUGAUCAGAAAAACAAUUUAAAUAGCCAAAAAGCUCAAAGAAUAAGAAGUUCCCAAUAAAGAGGGCAAGUUUACUUAAACUAUUUCAUUUGUUGGGUAGAAUAUAUUUUAAUCUAUGGUUUAUAGAUUAAAAUCACUUUAAAAAGUGAUUUUUUUUUUUUUUUUUUUCUGAUGGUGUGUAUUUGGAGGGGAGUGAUCUGUGCAGGCAGCACAAGCCUGGCAUGAGACAUAGCGCUGAAGCACACUGAUGUUUCCUGUUGUCGGUGUAUGAGGCCUGACACGUAAUAAAAGCUUAUACAUAA